AUGCAAUCUACACAAAGAGUAGAAGGACAAAAUGCGAUAAUCAAAAACACAGUCAAUAGUCACACCUCAAUUCUAGAACUGGCCAAAAAACUCGAUGACCAAUUUAAAAAUACAUCUACUCUUAUUCAAUAUCGAAAUUGGGCACAUUCAACAAUUGGCUCAACACUUACACAUGCAAGCCAAGACUUUUCACCCAUAAUUGAUAAAUGGAUUAAUCACAUUCUUGAAAUCGAACAAGAAGUUGAACAAUUUGGCGUUG
Molecule: messenger RNA, 259 nt
Organism: Ambispora gerdemannii
Lineage: Eukaryota; Fungi; Glomeromycota; Glomeromycetes; Archaeosporales; Ambisporaceae
Source: the annotation of a GenBank genome assembly